Messenger RNA from Chironomus riparius, 1073 nucleotides. The record is from the annotation of a GenBank genome assembly. Lineage: Eukaryota; Metazoa; Arthropoda; Insecta; Diptera; Chironomidae.
AAAAAUUAAAUAAAUUAAGGUAAACAACAAUCAUGCCAGUCGAAAUGGAAGAAGUUAUCAAUGAAGGAGCAUCAACUUCAUCAGGAACUGCCCCAAAUAAGGCUCAAGAGAAGAAGAAAAGCAUUCCAUGGAUUGAAAAAUUCAGACCGCAAGUUUUUGAAGAAAUUAUGGGAAAUGAGGAAGUUGUCUCUAGACUAGCUGUUUUUGCAACACAAGGAAAUACUCCAAAUAUUAUUAUUGCUGGACCGCCGGGCGUUGGAAAGACGACAACAAUCUUAUGCCUUUCAAGAAUCCUUCUUGGUGAAAACUUCCGUAAUGCUGUAUUAGAAUUAAAUGCAUCAAAUGAACGAGGAAUUGAUGUGGUCCGAAAUAAGAUUAAAAUGUUUGCACAACAGAAAGUAACACUUCCAAAAGGACGUCAUAAGAUAGUAAUCUUAGAUGAGGCAGACAGUAUGACUGAAGGAGCACAACAAGCACUACGUCGAACAAUGGAGAUUUAUAGUGGAACCACUCGAUUUGCACUAGCAUGUAACAACAGUGAAAAGAUCAUUGAGCCAAUUCAGUCAAGAUGUGCUAUGAUUAGAUUCUCAAAGUUAUCUGAUGCUCAAGUAUUAGCAAAAUGCAUUUUCGUAUGCCAAAAAGAGAAUCUUGACUAUACAGAAGACGGCCUUGAAGCUAUUGUUUUCACAUCACAAGGAGACAUGAGACAAGCAUUAAAUAAUCUUCAGUCAACAGCCAAUGGAUUUGGUAAAAUCACAAGUGAAAAUGUCUUUAAAGUAUGCGAUGAACCACAUCCAUUACUCGUCCAAAAUAUGCUUGAACACUGCAUUCUUGGUGAUGUCCAUAAAGCAUACAAGAUUAUGAAAAAAUUAUGGAUCUUGGGAUAUUCAGCAGAAGAUAUAAUCGCAAAUAUCUUUCGAGUUUGUAAGAAAAUGGAAAUGGAUGAGAAAUUAAAAUUGGGCUUCAUUCGUGAGAUUGGCGAGUGUCACAUGAAGAUUAUUGAUGGAAUGAAUUCAUUACUACAAAUGUCAGCACUUCUUGCACGAUUGUGUGAAUGUACCUAUAGUAAAUAA